UGUCUUUAUUUCUAGAGAAAUAAAGCAUGUGUUACCAAAAUCGACUUGUAUAUUAAACUCAAAUGAUAUAAGAAUGUACAACCUUGAAUGUAAAUAAACAGAAUGUCAGAUUCUAGCCGACGUGUUUCGCUGUUUUGGAUAACACCGUGGUGGGAGAAUGAACAGUGAAAUGCCUUCGUUGGAACUUGUCAGUAUUAACUUUCUAAUCGCGGCGAUCGGUCCUGAUAAGAUAUUCGCGGUGAUUUAGUAUCAUUUCUGUGUACAACGGGAGCGUAAUGUCAUACGAAACUUUGAAGGAACGAUUGACCGCUCACGGUCAAGAGCAUCUUAUCAAAUACUGGCCGGAACUAAACGAAAAUGAGCGGCAACAAUUGGCGGGAGAAAUCGGUAAACUGGACAUGGCGGAAAUGAAUAAAAUAUUCCAACGAGCUAUGGAUAGCACUAAAGUGAUUCAAGAGAAGACUGAUGAUGAUUUGAAGCCGAUACCUGAAUCGCACUAUGAGUCCGUGCCCGGUUUGACGAAGGAAAAAAUUCAAGAGUACGAAAACAUUGGUUUUCAAGAGAUUUCAGAAGGUAAAGUUGGUGUUUUGUUAUUAGCCGGUGGUCAAGCGACUAGACUUGGGUUCGGUCAUCCUAAAGGAAUGUAUAACGUUGGUUUACCAUCAAAGAAGACUUUAUUCCAAAUACAAGCUGAGAGAAUAUUACGAGUACAGAAUAUGGCUGCAGAAAAUACAGGAAAAGAGGGUAAAAUAACAUGGUACAUAAUGACAUCAGAACACACUAUGGGACCUACUGCAGAUUACUUCAAAAAUCAUUCCUAUUUCGGUUUGAAUGAGGAAAAUAUUAAAUUCUUCGAGCAAGGUACAUUACCUUGCUUUGAUUUCGAUGGGAAAAUAUUUCUGGACAAGAAAUACCAUGUUUCUUCAACUCCAGAUGGUAAUGGUGGGUUAUACCGUGCUUUAAAAACUCAAGGUGUGUUGGAAGAUAUAAAACGAAGAGGUGUUCAGCACUUACAUGCCCAUUCAGUCGAUAAUAUACUUACCAAAGUUGCCGAUCCCGUCUUAAUAGGAUAUUGUAAGAGUAAGAAUGCCGAUUGUGCUGCCAAAGUUGUAUCAAAAUCAUCUCCGAGUGAAGCUGUCGGUGUUGUUUGUAGAGUGAAUGGUCAUUACAAAGUUGUAGAAUAUUCUGAAUUGACAGAUGAGGCAGCUGAAAGAAGGAAUCCAGACGGCCGACUUACCUUCCGGGCAGGGAAUAUCUGCAACCAUUACUUCUCAUCUGAGUUCCUAACAAAGAUAUGUGAUUACGAAACGAAAUUGAAACUGCACGUUGCUAAGAAAAAGAUACCUUAUGUUGAUGAAAACGGUAUCCGUCAAACUCCCUCUGAACCGAACGGUAUUAAACUGGAGAAGUUCAUCUUUGAUGUGUUUGAAUUCGCUGAGAAGUUUAUUUGUCUAGAAGUCGCUAGGGAUGUCGAGUUUUCUGCUCUCAAAAAUUCGGAUGCUGCUAAAAAAGACUGCCCGUCUACUGCCAAGGAGGAUUUACUGCGUUUACAUAGAAAAUAUAUAAAAGGAGCUGGUGGUAUUAUUCAAGAUAAUAUUGAUAUUGAGAUUUCACCGUUACUGUCGUACGGUGGUGAAAAUCUCGAAGAUUUAGUGAAAAAUGAAGUAUUCACUAUAUCACCAUUCCACUUAAAGAGUAUUUAUGAAUCUACCACCAAUGGUGUAAAUGGGAAUCACUGAAAUUAUAAAACUAUAGACAUGUGCAAAUCAGUUCAAAUAGCUUUGAGCUGUGGCUCAACAACUGUAAGGCUCAUGGCUCACCACUCAAAUAACUAAUAUUAAUGUGAAAGUUUAGAUGAUUGUUUGUUAUUUUGUAGCCUAAACUACUGAACAGAUCUUGGU
Papilio polytes (common Mormon) is the source of this 1901-nucleotide messenger RNA. RefSeq names its product UDP-N-acetylhexosamine pyrophosphorylase (gene mmy). Gene Ontology annotation, molecular function: UDP-N-acetylglucosamine diphosphorylase activity. NCBI's taxonomy places the organism in Eukaryota, Metazoa, Arthropoda, Insecta, Lepidoptera, Papilionidae. The record is from RefSeq and is a predicted model, not a curated record. The coding region runs from base 276 to 1739 and encodes 487 amino acids. Gene Ontology annotation, biological process: UDP-N-acetylglucosamine biosynthetic process. The transcript has a single exon.